Molecule: messenger RNA, 1365 nt
Organism: Aspergillus ruber CBS 135680
Lineage: Eukaryota; Fungi; Ascomycota; Eurotiomycetes; Eurotiales; Aspergillaceae
Product: polysaccharide lyase family 1 protein
Exons: 3
Coding region: 1-1365 (454 amino acids)
Molecular function (GO): pectate lyase activity
Source: RefSeq, a predicted model, not a curated record
AUGGCUUUUUUCCGUUCUCUUCUUGCCGCGACGGCUCUUUUGAGCGCCUACGCCAAUGCUGCUGAAGGUGUCCAGGGUACCGCAUUCGGUUUUGCCAGUGGUACUACCGGUGGGGGUGAUGCGAGCCCUGCGGCUCCUAGUGACAUUGCCGAAUUGAAGAGCUGGUUGAGCGACGACACUCCCCGUGUGAUCCUUAUUGACAAGGAGUUUAACUUCCUCGGCCAAGACACCUGCGAGGAUUGCGACUGUUGCAUCCCUGACUCCAACAGCUGUGGCAGCUCCGGCCAGAAUGCCAUCAAGACUGACGGUUCGGACUGGUGCGGCGACUACCCGUCGACGACUUGCACUUACGACAACGCCGGUCUCGAGGGCUUGACAGUUGCUUCGGACAAGUCCAUCGUCGGUGUUGGUAGCGCUGGUGUCCUUCGCGGCAAGGGUCUGCGUCUGACCAGCGGUGUUGAGAAUAUCAUCAUCCAGAACAUUCACAUUACGGAGCUCAACCCUCAAUACAUCUGGGGUGGUGAUGCUAUCACCCUGGAUGGCACCGACAAGAUCUGGAUUGACCACGUCAAGGUCUCUCUGGUCGGCCGCCAGAUGUUCGUCUCUGGAUACGACUCUAGCGGCAGUGUCACUAUCUCUAACAGCGAAUUCGACGGCCGCACCAGCUGGUCUGCCUCUUGCGAUGGCCACCACUACUGGAGCGUUCUCGGCUAUGGAAAAAACGACAAGGUGACCUUCGCCAACAACUACAUCCACCACACCUCCGGCCGUUCUCCCAAGGUCGAGUUCGCCAACCACUGGCACGCCUACAACAACUACUGGUUCAACAACAGCGGCCAUGCUUUUGAUGUUGGCGAGAACUCCAACGUCCUGAUCGAGGGUAAUGUCUUUGCCCAGGUCGACACUCCCUCCGAGCCGGACUCUGGCAAGGUCUUUGCUGUCACCAGCUCCGACCAGUCUGCCUGCAAGUCGGCUCUGGGCCGUAACUGCGUCGCCAACUCUCUCGUCAGCUCGGGCAACCUCACCACCAGCGACCAGUCCGUUCUCUCCGACUGGCCCUCCGACGAAGGCAAGGCGGACGUUAUGGAUGUUAGCAAGGUGGCUUCGUACGUUGUCGCCAACGCCGGUGUUGGCAAGCAGGGCGGUUCUGCAGGCGCUUCCAGUACUGUUGGUGCCUCGAGCGCUACCCCGUCCGCUUCGGCUAGUAUGGUCAAGAGAUUUGGCGUUCCUUUCGUCCCUGCCUACUCUCAAGCCGGUCCCGGUGCUUCGUCUGCGCCCGCCCUGCCCUCCUUUACCUGGAAGACCGUGGCUACUCCUAAGCCCACCCUUCCGGCUCCUGCUGGCUUUGGUGGCCAGGCUUUUUAG